AGCGCGGGUGAUGCUAACGCUAACGCUCCUGUCUCUGGUCAUUGGUGCCGACUCCCAUCUUAGAGAGACCCCCAAGUCCAAAGUGAAGACCUACUGGGCUGAAAGCAGCAGCAGCAGUAGCAGCAAGAGCGUGUCCAUCAGCCGCCUGCUCUCCCAGAACCUCUACGGCAAGGACAACUUCACCUCCCUCCACCUGGACUACGACGACCCGGACCCCUUCUCCAAACAGGAGCACUGGAACUGGCCUUACAACACCUCCUCCUCCUCCUCCUCCCCACGAGACCCCCGCGAUCCCCGCUCCAGAACAAAGCGGAGACCUAUUGUCAAAACCGGCAAGUUCAAGAAGAUGUUCGGUUGGGGCGACUUCCAUUCCAACAUCAAGACCGUCAAGCUCAACCUCCUCAUCACUGGCAAGAUUGUCGACCACGGCAACGGGACUUUCAGCGUCUACUUCCGGCACAAUUCCACCGGGCAGGGCAACGUCUCCGUGGGUUUGGUACCUCCCACCAAAGCCGUGGAGUUCCAAGUCCAACCUCACCCGCACUUCCACCAACCAAACAACCACCACCAGCAGCAGCAGAAGACAGCCCUGGAGACCAAAGAAACCAAGCUCUUCAACUGCCGCGUGGAGUACGAGAAAGUGGAAAAAGGGACGCGGAACUCCCUGUGCGCCCACGACCCAUCACAGAGCUGCCCACAGGAGCAGACCCAAAGCCACGUGUCUUGGUUGUGCUCCAAGCCCUUUAAGGUCAUCUGCAUCUUCAUCACGUUCCACAGCACCGAUUACAAGCUGGUGCAGAAGGUGUGUCCAGAUUACAACUAUCACAGCGACACGCCCUACCUGCCCACUGGGUGAUCGCGUGAAACGAACAAAGGGGAGGGGCUUAAGAAGGAAGCAGGGAC
Messenger RNA from Periophthalmus magnuspinnatus, 903 nucleotides. RefSeq names its product neurexophilin-1. The transcript is spliced from 2 exons. The record is from RefSeq and is a predicted model, not a curated record. Gene Ontology annotation, molecular function: signaling receptor binding. The coding region runs from base 11 to 856 and encodes 281 amino acids. Lineage: Eukaryota; Metazoa; Chordata; Actinopteri; Gobiiformes; Gobiidae.